AUGCAGGACGGAUUCUCGAAGGAAAUCACUGACUAUAUCAAUAACCUGAUCGAAAAGUCGUCUCUUGAGAAAUGGCUGGAUGGGCUAAAGGCGAAGGGAGUGCCGGGAAUUGACACAACACUCGAUUUCAUCACGCAUCUCCGACAAUUGUCCGCGCUCCAGCAAUAUCUGGCAAAAGAAUUAACACCAUCUGAACAAGACGAGUUGGCGAAUAUUAGGGCGCCGAUUAGCAAGCUGGCUCGUGUUGUGCAGGAUCAAGUCGGGGCAAGCCGUUUCUUAUCAACCGAGACCCAAAAGGUGCUUGACAAAGUCAUUUGGGGCCUUAAUAGUGUGAAUCUGUUCUCAAACAUCGCCAAAAGCAAUGCGGAUCCGCUCGGGAAGUUGUACAACACGUUGGAAAAGGCGUAUCAGCAACAAGUUCGGAUUAAUGGCACCGAUAGUGCACGCGGGAACGCCGUCGCGGGUAUCAUCGAGGCAUUGGUGACGAUGAUACCGGAUACUGUAGACCUUAUCCUCUCGCCCAUCAUCAUGGGUUCAAACUACAAAAUGGCCACAAACACCUAUCGAUUUUUCCCGGUGGCUAUUCUCGACACGCUGCGUUCUGAUAUUGCGGUGAAGCAAGGUCUCACCUAUCAUGUUGCGGCUCACGAAAUAUACCAUGCCGUUUUCUUCGCUGAAAGGGACUUGCCGCAUGACAAAGAAAUGCUGCGCCGUCAGCGUUGUUAUAUCCAACAUGUGGAGAGGGUGGAGAAAGCGUUUAUCAACGAAGAGGAAGCCGUUGCACACAGCGGGGAUCUCACCUACGGAGAAGAUGCGCCAGACUUUGAGGGUCUACAAGCUUCCUAUAUGAUGCUGAAAGAAUAUGGAAAGUUGGAGGAAAAACCGUACCACGACCUCAACAUGACGCGUCAACAACUGUUCUUCUACACCUACGCCGCAACCCAGUGCAGGGACGACCAGUUUCGCCGCACCCCGCCUAAUCAGGCUGACCCCCAUUCGCUGGGCUAUGUGAGGAUAAACGCACCUACAUCUCUUCUCACCUCAUUCCACGAGGCUUUCAAAUGCCCGGCCAGCAGUCGGAUGCGUCAGCUAUAUCUGGCCGCCAACCACGACGAGUGCAAUUUAAUCGGUCAAGUCGCAAGAUUGCGAGGACCAAAA
This is a messenger RNA of Mesorhabditis spiculigera, 1158 nucleotides long. The record is from the annotation of a GenBank genome assembly. NCBI's taxonomy places the organism in Eukaryota, Metazoa, Nematoda, Chromadorea, Rhabditida, Rhabditidae.